AGUUUGCCGCUCGAGCAGUAAAAUAUGUCAAAUUUAACUGCUUCGGCAGUGGCUGCUGCCCAUGAAGACACGGCCAAACGGCUUAAAAACUGAAAAGCAAACCUAACCUAACUUUAACAAACAUUUUUUUCUGAGUUUAGAAGCAAAGGUAUUUGAAUAAUUAUCUUUAUUUUGAAGUUAUCAUUGUUAACUCAGUUGAGAUUUAUAUGCACUUUUUUCUGUAAAGUUAUUUGCUUGAGUUUAUUUAUGUUUAAAAGAAGUUUUAAAUAUUAUAAGUCAAAAAAACCAUUACCAAGUUUAGAGGAUGUACUGGACAUGAAUAAAUCAGGACAAUUGUUAAAGGAGUUUUGGACAGACUGCUAUUUUCUUAAUUGGAGGAAAAACUCUAGAAGAAAAACCAACAUCAUUAUUCCUGAGAAGUGGAGAUAUUAUCAUAAUGAGUAAAGAAUCCAGGUUGGCCUACCAUGCUGUUCCCAAAAUAAUACAUACCGAAAUCACACCUUGGAAAAUUAAUAACGACUGUACAUGGGAAAAUGACAAUAACGAAAUGCAAUUUUUAGUAGAUGAAAGCGAUUGGAAACCCUUCGGUGAAUACCUUGAACACUCUAGAAUUAAUGUUAAUGUGAGACAAGUUGUAUGAUAGCAAUUCGAUUGAAAAUCCAAUAUUCAGUAAGUGUGAAUAUUAUGUUAUAAUAAAGAAGAUAGAGAGAAACCGUAAUGAUUCUUAGUGAGUCUGAAAUAAGCAGAGUCACAUGUGUGUAUUAUUAAAAAAAAAUAUAAUUGAGGAUACUUGA
This is a messenger RNA of Leptinotarsa decemlineata (Colorado potato beetle), 794 nucleotides long. RefSeq names its product alpha-ketoglutarate-dependent dioxygenase AlkB (gene AlkB). Gene Ontology annotation, biological process: oxidative RNA demethylation. Lineage: Eukaryota; Metazoa; Arthropoda; Insecta; Coleoptera; Chrysomelidae. Gene Ontology annotation, molecular function: broad specificity oxidative DNA demethylase activity; oxidative RNA demethylase activity; ferrous iron binding. The record is from RefSeq and is a predicted model, not a curated record. Gene Ontology annotation, cellular component: nucleus; cytoplasm.